Molecule: messenger RNA, 2664 nt
Organism: Scaptodrosophila lebanonensis
Lineage: Eukaryota; Metazoa; Arthropoda; Insecta; Diptera; Drosophilidae
Exons: 2
Coding region: 94-1752 (552 amino acids)
Source: RefSeq, a predicted model, not a curated record
UUAUAUUUGUUGUGUGCAAAAUAAUUUGUAAGAGUUGUUUUUUUUAAAUUGCGACUAAAAUAACUAGAAGUAGAUCGAGAGAAGCACGCGAAUAUGGAUUUCGGUGAAAGUUCAUACCAGGAAUUCUUCGAUAAGUUGCGCAGCACAACGGGUCCAAAUAACUUGAGACGCAUAUUCGAGGACGAUCAGAGGGGAUUGCAACACGAAUCCAACUCGUUGCGCUAUCAGCCACAGUUACAGUCGCCGCGCAUUCCACAGCAACAGCCACAACAGUCCCAUAAUGGCCGAGGCGAUGGCACUGAAUUAGCUGCUGGCCCUGGAGCGGCCACCACAGAAUCGGCUAGGACUCAGUCGAGCGGAGCAAAUGCACAAGGCACGCCGAUAUCGACAGCUCACUACAUUCCGGAGGACGCACCUCGUGGCUCCGGCUCCUCAGCCGUGCAUUGGACAACAGUGAUUGCCAAGGUGGCGUAUGGCUUCAAUGGCAGUGACAACGUUGGACGCGUAGGUGUGGCUCUCUCAAGGCACAUGAACACCUCCGCUAUGAAGCUGAUCAUAUACAAGUCGAAGCAAGAGGUGUACGGAAUUUUGCGCCUUAUUGCUAACGACACAUCGGCCAGUCGCGCGUGCGUUAUAUUGCGUGAGUCCUAUAUGCAAUUCUAUGACGAUCAGCAGCACUUUUGGAGCGUUCGCUUCGACAGCCACCAGGACGAAAAGGACUUCACCAAGGCUAUGCGUCUGUUCGGUCUGCUUGUAGAGAAAGUCGACACUGUUCGCCGGUCGAGCAGCCCCCAUACCAUUUCAUCAAGCGUCUCAAUCUCUUUAAUGACCUUGACAGCCGCGGCGGAGCAAGUCCUGGGCGGAUCGGUGACACAAGACUCUGGCGCUCAGUCGCAGCGCCCAUCGCUUCAUCGCGCUGGUCGUGGCGAGGCUGUUUCGGCGGCCACAUCGGUGACUGAGUCCGUCUCCGAUACCAGUGAGAAUGAUGACGACGAUGAUGUGGAGGACAUAUUGGUCACUCCAGCUGCCAAAGCGGCUCUGUCACACAGUAGCUCCAGCCAGGCCCUGGUGCCGGUGCUCAGUAGCAGCAACAGCAAUGCUAAUAUAUCGUUGGCGGUGAGCUCGACCAACACUAGUCGCAACUCCGCGGAGAAGAUCGAGGCCUACUUGGACGAGCAACGCGCCUCGGGGCAAUUGAUGGAGAGGAAGAUGGAUUCUAUACUGGAUGCCAUGAAGCGCUUGAUGAGCACCCACAACGCUCAGGAGCAGGUAGCUCUGUCGGCUGAUGAAACGUCAACUACAAUAGAUAUGUCUGAGAAGGACAAAGAAGAUGAGCUCCUGGACUUGGAACAAAAGUUGCUCAACUUUAAGAAGGAGAAUCGUCGACUCAUUAAGAAUCUGAAGGCGAAGGAGCAGGCCCUUCUCGACCUGCGCACCUCCACAUGCGCUCUCUGCGAAGAUCUUCUGGCCCAAAACAAUGAUCUGAAGAAACAGAACUCAACCCUCUUGUCGACCAUGAAUGCCCAUUUGCAUGGCAAGGGCAUCAACAUGAAUUUACAAUCCAGAGCUCCGUGCACUCAGUGCGAGCAGGCAACUGCCAAGAUCAUCAUGCUGGAGCGUCGUGUGACAGCGUUACAAAACGCUUUGCUCACUUGUACCUCGAAUUUUGGGAAUACUGGGAAUACAACCAAAACCACAACCACUACCACAACAACCGCUGCAACCACUGCGACUCCAUCAACCAUCAUGUGAUGAUGAUUACAAAAACAACGCCAAACAUCUGCCAUAGAUACCCGGGCUGUAUUAUUAGUUGUAAGCCUGAAUUCUUCAGUUUUAAGAAACGUUGUCAAGGCAUCGUGUGUGAUUGGUUGUGAAAGGGCGGAGGUCAGUGAGAAGGAGGGGGAUCUUAUACUUAAAUCUAGCAUUAGUCGUGACAAAUACCAAAUCAUAUUGUACCUAAGUGAACCUUUUAGGUAAUCUGUAAUUUUCGAAACACACAUAGAUUCCAAAUUUGUUUCAAUAUCCAACGGCACGAAUUGUUCACAUUUUCUCCAUUCAUUUCCGGACGACAAACACAAACUUGCGCAUAAGAACGUGAUAUAAUAGUUAACUAGAAUACGGCGAUUUUCAUUUCAAUCAUACGAUAUGAAUUCGUGACUAACAUUCAAUAUGUUUGUAUAGGACAUUCCAAAUUUUAUUUAUUUGUUUUUGUUUUUUUUUUUUCGGACGAUCUAACCAAAUUGCCGCUUAAGGCAGUGAUAUAAGAAAAUGGCACACAAAUUGAAUAUUUCAUAGAGACGCAUAGCUCUUUAAAUUGUUAAGUAAGUGAGGCAUGAAACACAUAAUACACAUAAUAUUUAGGUUCCAUUCAAUACUUUUGGCACACUGCCGUAGUUUCAAUCAUAACAUUGUAAUAUCAACAAAUAAAAUUUGUUAAUAACAACAUACCGAAGAAAAUGAAAUCGUUAGUUCUGUAUUGCAAUUGUCUUAGUUGCCACAAGAAUGUUCAUUUUAAAAAGUUCAUAUCCGCCCAUAAUUUAAGCAAAGUGCAUCAUUGCAUUGCAUUUUGGGCCAAUUAAUAUUAUAAGUAGGAUAUAUACAUAUGAUAAAUAAUGUUUCAUACUGACUAUAACACAAUAAAGAUCCAGUUUCUUCCACACAAAA